Messenger RNA from Dothidotthia symphoricarpi CBS 119687, 1782 nucleotides. RefSeq names its product MFS general substrate transporter. NCBI's taxonomy places the organism in Eukaryota, Fungi, Ascomycota, Dothideomycetes, Pleosporales, Dothidotthiaceae. Gene Ontology annotation, biological process: transmembrane transport. The record is from RefSeq and is a predicted model, not a curated record. The coding region runs from base 1 to 1782 and encodes 593 amino acids. The transcript has 3 exons. Gene Ontology annotation, cellular component: membrane. Gene Ontology annotation, molecular function: transmembrane transporter activity.
AUGGCCUCCAACACAGAUGUGCCGUCGGUGGAGGACAUCUAUGUAGACCAAGGGCUGCGAUCCGGUCCGAACGCCCAAAAAACGAACUCGAAAGCGCCCAUCCGCGUCUACGAGGAGCCGAAUAUAUAUGGGGCGAAUUCGUCGGGUCUUGAUAGUAAUCAGGAAAACGUACCGCUUCUAAGUCCUACGAGGAGCGAUAGCGGAAACACAAACGGCGAUGACAGUGGGAACGGUGAAACAGAAUGGACAUUUGACAAAGAAUUCCAAGGGCUUCCUUGGUGGAAACAACCAUCAAUAUUCUGGCUCCUGCCACCAUUCCUUCUCUUCACCAUCGCCUUUGGGGGUGUUAUAGUGCCCAAGAUCAACCUCAUCAUGGAUCUGGUAUGCGAAGAGUACUACGCUUCACAAGGACCCAACCCAGCAUCUGGACCUAUGGACCCGGGGCAGCAAUCUGAUCGGUGCCGAAAUGACGACGUCUCAUCACGCUCCUCACUCUUCCUUCUAUAUGGCAGCCUAUGUGCUGGUAUACUUGCGGCUGUUACCAGCCCGAAGCUCUGCGCGCUCUCCGAUCGAUAUGGACGGAAGAACUUUAUGAUCUUCAACACAUGUACUGCGCUUUUUGGCGAAGUGCUCACGAUCCUCGCAGCAAAAUACCCCGAUGUCGUACACGUCAAUUGGAUCCUUGUUGGCUACGCCUUCGAGGGGCUUGGUGGCUCUUUCAUCGUUGGCAUGGCACUUGCUCACUCAUAUGCUUCUGACUGUGUUUCCCCGCAGAAACGCAGUACGGCGUUCUCAUAUUUUUACGCUUGUCUGUUUGCUGGUAUAGCGAUAGGGCCUGUCGUGGCUGGUUACAUCAUUGAAGCGCGUACAAAAUCAGUUGGUAAGACUGAAGCGCGUCUUCUCAUCUUCUACCUUGCUCUAGCAGCCCACGGCAUGUUUAUAUUCUUCUUGUCGUUUUGCAUUCCCGAGUCACUCUCCAAAUCACGGCAAGCAGCUGCAAGAGAGAAACACGAGGAGGAGAUGGAGAGACUGGGCCCAGCGUCCGAUUGGAUAAACCAGCUUCGCCACGUCAACCUCUUCGCUCCUCUCAAGAUUCUCUGGCCCACCGGUCCCGGUACUUCAUCCGCCGUUCGCCGGAACCUAGUUUUGCUUGCCGCCAUAGAUACCAUCGUGUUUAGUGUUGCCAUGGGCGGCAUGGGCGUCGUGCUCGUGUAUACGCGUCGUCAAUUUGGCUGGCAAGACGUGGAAACUGGGCACUUCGUCACUAUCGUGAACGGAGCUCGAGUUCUUGGUCUCAUCGUUCUUCUGCCUCUGAUCACGAGAAUUGUUCGCGGCAAAACACCACCUCGCCAGCGCAGCUCUGGUUGUGAUAACUUCGAUCUCUCGAUCGUUCGUUUCGCCAUCUUACUCGACAUGUGCGGUUACCUCGGAUACACGCUUGCACGCAAGGGCGAGUUUUUCGCAUUAUCUGGAGCUUUGGCUGCUGUUGGUGGUAUAGGCAGUCCGGCGUUGAGCGCUGCUCUAACGAAGCAUGUACCCCAGGACAAGGUUGGACAGCUGCUUGGUGCGACGGGCCUGCUGCAUGCACUUGCCAGAAUAAUUGGUCCUACCGUAUUUAAUGGCAUCUACAGCGCGACAGUAAGCCUUUUCCGCCAAACAGUGUUUGUUAGCUUGACGGCGACCUUUGGUUUGGCGUUCGUUUGCAGUUGGUUUGUUCGACCACAUGUGUAUAUCAACGAUAAGGAACCAGAAGAUCAAGAUUCGCUGGAGCAGAACGCGUAG